UUGUUCCAGUUUGAGUGCGCAAUCGCGAGGAGCUGGGCAGGUGAGACAAACCUGGGCAACUUGCAGAGAGAGGCUCGCCUCUGGUUGCACCCCUCCCGCUUGGACUUUAGCUCUGCCCCGGGGAGAGAGGAAAUGGGAACGCCGACCAGGAGAGGCUUCCACCGAAAAGAAGUGAACAAGACACUGUGGGAAGUGCCGGUCAAGUACAUCGAUCUCAGCCCGAUAGGAUCGGGGGCGUACGGCAGUGUGUGCUCAGCUAUUGACCAGAAGACAGGGGAGAAAGUGGCUGUGAAAAAGCUGCACCGCCCCUUCCAGUCUUUAAUGCAUGCCAAGAGGGCGUACCGUGAACUGCGACUGCUUAAACAUAUCAAACAUGAAAACGUGGUCUGUUUGCUGAAUGUAUUUUCACCUGAAGACUACUUGCAGACAUUCCAGAGCUUUUACAUGGUGAUGCCAUUUAUGGAGCAUGACCUGAGUCACAUCAUGAAGAAACAGAAGCUCCCUGACAACAUGGUGGUGUUCCUAUUGUACCAGAUUCUAUGUGGCCUGAAGUACAUCCAUUCUGCUGGGAUUAUACACAGGGACAUUAAACCAAGUAAUCUGGCAGUGAACCAGAACUGUGAACUAAAGAUUUUGGACUUUGGGUUAGCUCGUCACACUGAGAUGGAGAUGACAGGCUAUGUCAUUACUCGCUGGUACCGACCCCCAGAGGUUAUCCUGAACUGGAUGCAUUACAGUUACUCAGUGGAUAUUUGGUCGGUGGGAUGUAUCCUGGCUGAGAUGGUCACCAGGUCUGUGACCUUCCCUGGAUUUGACCAUUUUGACCAGCUGAAAAAGAUCAUGAAGGUAACAGGAACACCACCAAAAUACCUGGUGGAUAACAUGAACAAAGACGCAAAAACCUAUGUCCGUUCCCUCGCACCUCAAGAGAAGAAAAAUUUCAAGCAAGUCUUUCCAACAAUGAAAAUCGAAGCUGUCGAUCUGCUGGAAAGGAUGUUAUUUCUAGAUCCUGAUAGGAGAAUAACAGCUGGCGAUGCAUUAGCCCAUUCUUAUCUCAGCGAGCAUCAUGAUCCAAACAAUGAGCCACAAGCAGAACCAUACGAUGAUUACUUUGAAAGUCUAGACCUUAAGGUUGAAGAAUGGAAAAGCCUUCUUCACAUGGAGAUUACAACUUUUGACCCAGAUAACCCAAGACAAAUGGCAACCUGAUACAACUCGGUCACUAGAGGCAGUACAUUCAUAAGAACCGAAUCUCCAAUCACAAUGCAAUGUCUUAGCAUGGGUUUAUCGCUUUUGUCCCAUGGGUGAUUAGUGCAGCAUUGUUCCAAAAUUGUUAUGGAAGGCUUCAGUCACUAGAAAU
Molecule: messenger RNA, 1360 nt
Organism: Amblyraja radiata (thorny skate)
Lineage: Eukaryota; Metazoa; Chordata; Chondrichthyes; Rajiformes; Rajidae
Product: mitogen-activated protein kinase 14A
Exons: 12
Coding region: 133-1209 (358 amino acids)
Biological process (GO): protein phosphorylation
Molecular function (GO): MAP kinase activity; ATP binding
Source: RefSeq, a predicted model, not a curated record